Messenger RNA from Moneuplotes crassus, 2610 nucleotides. NCBI's taxonomy places the organism in Eukaryota, Ciliophora, Spirotrichea, Euplotida, Euplotidae. The record is from the annotation of a GenBank genome assembly.
AAAUGGAAGCUUUUCUGGCAACCCAUGCUGCCCAACUUGACGCAGUCAAGUUCCCUCAAGCUCUGAGAGCGAACCUUUAUGAGAAACUCACUAAGGAAAUUUAUGAUAUUGGCGAGAAAGUACAGAUCAUGAUUGAUAAACAGUCAGAGAAAAUGAUGGUCUCAGCCACUCAUGAUAUUGAACCUGAAGAGGAUGUGUGGCUCAUUGACCAUGCAUGGACUUUUAGGUAUCACGAAGCGUAUCAGUACUUGAAAGAAAAUGACAAGCUUAGGUACAGAAUGAAGAAUAUUAUGAGUUUUCCUGAUAAAAUCGACCUAGAUACUCCCUUCAACCAGUCAGAUAGUAAUCCAAUUCCUGAAGAAUACAAAGAGGAAAAACUUAAUUUGCUUGAAUAUCUUGAAAAGAUGCCUGAUGGUCCCACAAUCUAUAACCUCGAUGAGUAUGGAAUAGUCAGUUUAGAAAAUAUCCCAUUCAAGGAAGACGCAACUGAGAUUAGUCUCUUUGGAAACAGGAUUUCAGAUCCUCUGACAGUAACAGAAAAUCUUUUGAAAUUCCCCAAUCUUAAAGCUUUAUGGCUAAAUGAUAACCCUAUUGAAGAUCAUUGUCAUAACUUUGAUGAGAUUGGUGAGUUCCUUCCCAAUCUUGAGAUUAUCAACUCCAAAUUCACAUCUAGAGCUAAUGAAUGGGCUAUGAUGUUUUGCUGAAAAUAAUCAGGGUCCCAAGACUUUGGAAGAAAUUGAGCAUCUAGAUCUCUCCAGCAGAGAGUUUCUUAAAAUAAAAGAUAUCACUUUUCUAGAUAGACUCACAAAACUGCACACUCUUGAUAUUUCUGAUCAUUCUAACUUGCUUUCCUCAAUCCAAGAGGAAUCAAAAGGCACUGAGAAGAAGGAAUGAGAUGGGAAAGAGUUCGAAGUGACUGGAUACUCCCACAGCUUAACUGAAUUUCUGUCCAAACUUCCUCAACUAAAACACAUAAUCUGUGAUGAUGAUCUGGCUGCACACCUUAUUGUUCAGUACAACUCAGGAGAUCUAGCUGAAUAUCUCCCAAACCUGACCAAGAUUAACAAGGUCUUAGUCCCUGCCACUUUUGAAGAUUACAAGGUCGAAAUGGAAAUCCAGUACAUUCUUAAACACUUGUGGAAAUACGCUAAUUCAUACAGGCUGUCAACAGGGCCGAAUGCAGACCAAUCAGAGAGCUAUUGGUAUAUCCAGGAUGAGGUAGGUUCUCACCUCCAACACAGUGAUGACCCCAACUGUGAAGUUUACUCCUUCAUUUUCUGUAAAGAUCUCAUGGAUCUCCAGGAUCCUUCUAAAGGAGCUGUGCUUGAUCCCUCCAGUAGGAUCACCUAUUCCAUCAUGUGGCCUAAGAAGAAGGUAGAGAAGGAUGCAAUCCUCUCUAGAAACUUCUUGCCAAACAUCGAUGAGAAAAUGUACAGAUCUGCUAGACUCUGAGUAUGGUUUAACACUCCCAAGAAGUACUACCAAGAGGCUCUUAAACUUCACAAUGAAGAAGUAGAAUCAAUCAUAGCAAAAUCUGUAGAAUUUGAUCAAAAGUUCACUGAAAAUCAAGAAAAAGAUGGCUCUUUUCUGAACGAACUGAGAGAUCAAGGUUUUCCAGUCAAAAUAUAUACUGAUUUCCAUGACUCUGCAGCAGGAGUUGAUACUUAUAAAACUUAUCUUGGUUGGGAUGAAAAAUUUGAACUUGUACACUCUGUAGCUGAUGCACAAGUAGUUGUAAGCCCAAUCGACUUCAAAAAAAUAACUGAAGAGGUAAAACUAGAUCCUGAAACUCAAAUUUGCAACCAGUUCCCUUACGAAUCAGUACUAGUCAUAAAGAACUGCCUCAAUGACUGCUUGGAGAAAGUCUAUGGAAGAUGCCAGUAUUUCCAAGAGACUUAUUAUUCUUGGACUCAUCUCCCAGCCUUCAUUGGAAGGUUCAUGGAAAGGGACGAGAAAGAUCAAGAUAACACAUGGAUCUGUAAACCUCUGAAUAACGCGAGAAGUUCUGGUCACAUCAUUAGUAACAACCUUGACUGAAUCAUCAGACAUAUCGAGACUGAGCCAAGAAUCAUUCAGAAAUAUAUCACUGAUCCCUUCUUGAUCAAUGGCAAAAAGAUUGAUAUCAGAUUCUGGAUCGUAGUCAGGUCAUUCAGCCCUCUUGAAAUUUAUAUCCACGAUUAUACUUACGCUAGAAUAGCAACAAAUGACUAUGAUGAUUCUGAAAUCAGUCAUAUGGACUGGACAAAGCAAUUUGGCCUAUCUGAUAGGGAAGCAGGAGAAUACAAUGAAGGCCCUCGUAAAGAAGAAGUAGUUGAAUCCCUUAAUGCAUAUGAAGCAGAUGGCUACGAGAAAUUUAGGCUUAAGGUUCAUUCUCUUGUGAAAAAAGUAUUCAGGGCUGCUGUUCUUUACAAACCAGAAAUCCAUAAUCCUAACUGUCGUGCUCUUUAUGGUAUUGAUAUCCUCCCUACUUCAACACUGGAACCCUAUAUUUUAGAAGUAACCUUCAUGCCUGAGCUAACUCAUGUUUGCAAAGUGCAAGAAAAGUACCUAUCUCAGAUCAAUAGAUGUAUGUUCCUUGGAGAAAGUGAUGGAAUGACCAGGCUUUAUUAG